CUUAUAGAACUUCUUCAACGACUUGAUGAUUCUUUUUUUUUCUUCCUCAUUGUGGUGGCUUGCGUUUCGAUUUCUCUGCGAUGAAUGUUAUCUAUUGAACCGUCAUUCGGUCCCAAUCUUGCGGGCUACGCGCUUAUGUUUUCUUUGUUAUUUCCUCAGAUUUUCUUCACUUGCAUUUCCUGGUGCAUUUCUCAGCGACUGUUUUCCUCGGGAAGAAAAAAUCUUGGGUGUUUUCUGGCAAUGGAGGAUUUGGAAAGGACAGUGAACGGGGUUUCAGUCGGAGAACAUUCGUUCGGAUUUAUAUUUUUCAUUUUGUUGGUCUCGGUUUUUGUCUGGGUAGCUGCUGCAAUUGCAGUGGCACUUGUGUUGUUCAACAUCCAUUGUCGAUUUAGGUCUGUGUCAGUAUAUAGAUAGAGCAGGAAGGGAUAACUGGGUCUGUCUGGGAAGAGUUGUUUGAUACGAGGUUUACACGCGGGCAAACCGUGGAGAGGAAAAAGUGAUGAUUAUAACAUUUGAUAUUACUGUCACUAUAGCAUGAAAAGCGCUAUUCAUUGAUUCAGUUUUCAAGUACUGGGAAUUGUAGUAGCAGACGUUGAAACAAGUAAGCCCACGUGCAUCAGGCUAGACCAGACCAC
Aspergillus piperis CBS 112811 is the source of this 635-nucleotide messenger RNA. RefSeq lists its product as uncharacterized. The transcript has a single exon. NCBI's taxonomy places the organism in Eukaryota, Fungi, Ascomycota, Eurotiomycetes, Eurotiales, Aspergillaceae. The coding region runs from base 85 to 414 and encodes 109 amino acids. The record is from RefSeq and is a predicted model, not a curated record.